Molecule: messenger RNA, 291 nt
Organism: Acanthoscelides obtectus
Lineage: Eukaryota; Metazoa; Arthropoda; Insecta; Coleoptera; Chrysomelidae
Source: the annotation of a GenBank genome assembly
AUGAAGUUAUCGCUAAAGGGCGAGAAGUCCAAAUACCAGCAACCACAAGACCCAAUUAAAACCAGUCGAAUUGGGAAACCUCAACCAACCUUGCAUAUACCGGUUUUUCAACAAAACCCUUUCCUGUGCGUAGCCACCAUCCUGAAGGAAUAUAUUGACAGAACAGCUAGCUUGAGAGAACCCGACAACGAUUUUCUAUUCGUGACAUAUAAAAAACCACAUACCAGGGCGUCCAAAGACACUUUAAGCAGAUGGAGACAGCAUGUGCUGGGGCUCGUAAAUAAUGUCUGA